AUGAUUCCUCUUGGAGCAAUCAUUUUGAGGGAAUCACAGAAAGUCGAAGACGAUCAUUAUGCUAAACUAUAUACGCUCUUCAAGAGUUUUGUUUUCUUUGGUGGGGGAUACAUUUUUAAACUUGCGAUUGUUGUUCUUCUUUCUCCUCAAACCUCCAGUUUUUGGUCAAAGUUGAAUCAAAACAAACCAAAUCAACCCCGAUUUCUCCAAAGAUCAAACCCUGCUUUCGCAGUCUGA
Molecule: messenger RNA, 237 nt
Organism: Fusarium poae
Lineage: Eukaryota; Fungi; Ascomycota; Sordariomycetes; Hypocreales; Nectriaceae
Exons: 3
Coding region: 1-237 (78 amino acids)
Source: RefSeq, a predicted model, not a curated record